This is a messenger RNA of Paralichthys olivaceus (Japanese flounder), 3989 nucleotides long. RefSeq names its product neural proliferation, differentiation and control, 1b (gene npdc1b). Gene Ontology annotation, cellular component: membrane. The record is from RefSeq and is a predicted model, not a curated record. Lineage: Eukaryota; Metazoa; Chordata; Actinopteri; Pleuronectiformes; Paralichthyidae.
UAGUGUAACUGUUCGCUAAGUUGUGCACCAGGCUGUGCAGAGUGACGUACAGCUGCACCUGAAGGCAGCACGCAGGGAGCGCAGCAGCAGCGUGCUGACGUCACAGACGGACUUGCCUCCACCGCAGGAGAAACGUGAAUCAGAGGAUCAGUGAUGGUCGGUGCUGCAGGUCUGUGCUGCAGGUCUGUGCCAAGGAGCGGACUCUUCUUCUUCCUCUUCACUCAGUUGCUCUCCUCUCGGUCUUACUCUGAUCUCCUCGGUCUUCUCCGCCCGGAGCGCAGAGCGAUGGGGGAAUGAUCAUCACCGAGCAGCCUCCUCUUCCUCCCGCUCCUCCGGUUGCUCUCCCCUGACAGUCGUCGGAGCUCUGCCCAGGAUGUGGGCCCCGCUGCUCGGCCAGGCUGCGGUGUUUGCGGCCCUUGUGGCGCUGAGCUCCUGCUUGACAGCAGGGUCUCACCUGUGCCCCCGGAGUUUAGACUGUGCCCGAGCAGGACGACACUUCUGCCCGCCCAGCAGCUCACACUGCGGCCCCUGCCUGCGCCCUCUGGUGGAGAACUCCCAUGGCCAAUGCGUGGUCAAGAGAAGACACGCUCCUCACUCCUCUGUGCACUUCAAUAACGGUGAGACCAACACCUACCCUGAGCUGGAUGAAGAGAUCGACUUCCUGUCUGCCGUCAUCAGUGAACAGAGAACAGAGUCUCGUCUGCCAGCUUCACCCUCCCAGGAUGUCUCUAAUCCCAAAACCAAGCAGCUCAGUGUGCUCAGCUACGACCACAGAGCACCUAUCACAGAGCCGCCCGUGAGCCAGAGCGUCCCGGUCACCACACUGGCUCCAUCCACCACCACCAACACCACAGACACCACACCCACUUUGCUCAGAGACCCCGUCAUCCUCUCCUACCCGUCCAAUGACCAUGUCUUCAUUAUCAUGAGUAGCGUCUUCAUCGUGGCAGGGUCGCUGGCUUUGAUAAUGGCAGGGGCCUGUUGGGUCAGAUUGCAGAAAGGUCUGCAUCUAACUCAGAAGAUGGACUCUCCUGUACAUCGACUGAUCAGAGCCCAAGCUUUUGAUAAUUUGCCUGGGGACAAGAAGCUGGCCCACAGUGCCCAGAUGUACCACUACCAGCACCAGAAGCAGCAAAUGCUUUCCCUGGAGAAAAACAGGGAUGAGCCAAAGGUUCCUGACUCAGGAGCAUCAACAGAUGAGGAGAACGAGGACGGGGAUUUCACAGUAUAUGAGUGUCCUGGAUUGGCACCUACGGGGGAAAUGGAAGUGAAGAACCCGCUGUUUGAUGACUCCCCCCUUUACCUUCAGAGGUUCCACUAGGAAACCUGGACAUUCAAACUCUGUCACACUCCAGAUCCAGUCCUUGUGUGUAAAUAGCAACAUUUACACACAUAACACACACUCCACAUACACUGCUGUACCCAGCCCAGUCCUUUUUAAUGGACAGUAUGGAGAGUGUUAGGUACAUGAAGGAGGAAGAGGAGUGAGGCAUUCAUGGACAUUUAAAGGACGGUUUAUUCGUUGGAGGCAGAACUGAAUCUGGGACCAAUGUCUCCCACUCUGUAGCCGCAUUCUUUCCUUUUCAUGUGCUCACCGUUUUUUUCGUAGUAUUGUUUACAACCUUACAAUCAGCCAGUCUCACAGAACUCCACACGACUUCUGUCAGGUAGCAGACACCCUGAAUAUCAUAUUAUAUACAAGAGCAGAGUCCAGUGCACAGACAGUUUUAUGAUGCUGCUGAGCAGAAACUCAGUAUUUCUGUCAGUCAAUUUGGAUGGAUUGUUAUGAAUCUUUAUGUUUAUUAAUCAGUAAAUACACUUUAAUUUAUUGAGCUCUUGCUGCAGGCUUUGGCUUUUAUUUAAGUAUUUAUAAAAAGAAAUGUGAUUUUAAUAUUUCAUGAACAAACCUCCAUGCAGCACCGUGAUCUGUAUCACUGUUUUGUAGCCAUUGUGUUCUCAGUCUAGUUGCUCUAUGCAUGAAUUGAUGAUGCUGUGUAUGAAACAUGAGAGUCAAUAUGCAUUUACAGUUUUACAAGUUUCUUGUGUGAACUUGCGAAUGACAUAUAACGGAUUUCAAAGGAAUUUGAAACUUCUCUAUCUGGAACUCUGAAACAGAGCGAGGCCAUCCUGUAUAUAUGGUAUCUGACUAACAUGGCUAGUCCCAAUGGUUUUGUGAUCUGUAUAUAGCUGCUAAUAUGUACAGAAAGAGCUCUUACCUCUCACUCAGUCUGUUACUACACAUGUUCCUCUAGAUUACCGAGUGCUGUGUCAAAUAUUGAGCUGUUUGCUUCCUCAUCACUGACUGUUUGCAGGGCUCCUACACAGGUCUGGAAAACAUAUUAUUCCCGUUAUAUGUGUUGUGCAGAACAGUUUUCAACUAAGCUGUGGUAGUUUUGCUUUGUAAGGGGAAAUAAUGUGCAAACUAUCACACCCUGAGCUCCGGAACUUUUCAUUAGCCGUGAACCUAGGACCUUUCAAUUCGACAAAGAUUUUAUCAGGCAAAACAUGACAAAAAGACCAAGGCUUGGUUGACAAUCAAGCAAUUAAGCAAAAAGAUUGAAAGAAAAACAUGGCAGGUCACAUAGAAAUAUGUUAAAUGCAUUUGAGAAUAUUUCAAAAAGAGGGUUCACAGCAUGGUGACACAUUAUUUAAGAGACAUAUCUUUCCUCAGAAAAGGAGAGUAUGUGAUAAUUGCAGUUACAUGAGGAGUCGCCAUAUUCCUAAUAAAAGACUUUGAUACGUGGAAGUUGCCAAUUUGAAAGUUAAAAACACCUUUCUCAUCAGACAUGGUAGCACUGGUCAGAAACCAUGUGAUGCACCAAAUAGAAUAUCCUGUUUGAUGCCAGUCACAUGUUGCAGCUCUGUGAAAACAAUUUUACAACAAUGGAAGUUAUCACAAAAAGGAAUUUUCAUUAUUGUUUAGACCCAAUUCGUGUCAUAGUCCUCAUACAAUUUUACAGCAGUAAAUACAAUUUUUCACUGUGGUAAUUUUUUUUUUAAACAUCAAUCAAAAUUCCGAUUUUUACACAUUCACUUGAUUUAACGAUAUUCUUUAAACAUUUGUGGACUCAUAUAAUCUGGUGUGCUGAUGUAAUGAAUCCAUCUCACUUUGACGAUUUGAAGGACUGUCAUAACUGAAUGAAAAUAACAAAAAGGUUAUCACUGCAUUUUUAUAGUGAUUCAAUCUGCAAUGUUGCUCAUAUGUCAGAUUGGAUUGAUGCAUCCCUGAUGGAUAUUCAGUUUUUUUGUUUUUGUUUCCUGGACCUGCUACCUUCACCUGUCCUAACCACUACACAGGACUUGAGGCGCUGUAUUUUGCUGCUCAUAUUUGUCCCACUGUGUAGCUCAUGGAUUAUAUUACACCGUAGGAUGAUUCUUUAGCUCCAGUGACAGGAGUGUAUAACUGUGGCCUCUCGCUGUCAUCUCUCAGGAAAGCCACUCUCUGUGGCUCCCCUCUUCAGCCUGCUCCCACUUUUUCAGCCUCUCUGCUCUCCCACAGUGGAAGAGCCUGUUAAACUGUACUCCACCUUCACAUACACAUACAUGAGUGUCACUAUGUAAAAAGAAAUAUAUACACCUGAUACCAGGAAGUAUUAAGACUGGAGAUCUUUAUUCAAACCCAUUGAGCUUGGUGAACAAAAUGAUGGACAAUUUAUCACUUACAUGGAUAUGGAAUUACCAGAAACUAUAUCAUUCUCAUGUUGUUUGCCUUAUUUAAUGGUACAUGGCUCGGCUUUCCCUUCACCUGUGCAGAGAGCGAAACAAAAAACGAGCUGGUUGUCUUGUUGUGGUCAUUCUCCAUCUGAUGAUGAUGAUGACUUGGUCUAUUGAAGGGAAGGGGGAAAGAGUAACUAACUUGGCAAGCUCUCUUUGAUAAAGACUGUUUUCAGACUACAUAUUAUACGUUCUACACACUAAGGAGGACUUCUGUGUGUGUUUAAUAUGCAUGUGGAUAUACCAGAGCCGAAAUGAAAUAAAUAUUUAUAUAA